Dracunculus medinensis (Guinea worm) is the source of this 1143-nucleotide messenger RNA. The record is from the annotation of a GenBank genome assembly. NCBI's taxonomy places the organism in Eukaryota, Metazoa, Nematoda, Chromadorea, Rhabditida, Dracunculidae.
AUGUUGCGCUUACAAUAUUUAUCACUUCGCCAAGACGGUACUAAAGAAUAUCAGGAUCAUUGGAAAUCUACAGUCAACAGAGAUAAAAGGCGCAGUCGUUCUCAGUUUUGGGUAUUGGAAGAAGCAUGCUUAAAAGAAGAAUAUGAAAUUGACAAGUUUGUUUUGCGACAUCACAAUCGUGUUCUUGACUUAGAUUUGCCCUUACGCUGGGCUGGUUUAACAAAUAAUGCAACAGUGGAAAUGGUUCUUGCAAAUCGGUUUAAAGUCCCAGUUGGAAAAUCAGUCGAAGUUACACUUCAGAUUAAAGAUGGAUCGAGAAAAUGUCAUCGCUUUAUACUUGAAAACACUCUUUCCGAUGUUUUGGAAGUGUUUUCCAAACUCUUUGAACAAAAUCUGUUGUACUCUGCAGAUGGAAAAUACCCAUCAUGUAUUUAUAUGAAUAAACGAUACUGCGGCAUUAAAGAAUUGUCGUCAGUUGCAUUAAAAAAUAUGGGAAUUAAAGGUGGCCGAACCCUUAUCAGAUACUUUCAAAUUCAAAUAUCUGAUGAGGAAUUAUACAGUAUUGAAGCUCGUGUAGAGAAAGAAACAACUCGAAGGAUGAAGGUGGCCUUCAUAUUCACAAAAAAAAGAGAAGGAAAUUUAGGACAAAUAAUGAAAGAACAAAAAAAAAUUGGAUUCUCGAAUUAUAAGGAAAUGCCGACGACUUUGGUCGAGCAAGUGGAACCCGAUGAUAAAUUUGCGACAAAUUUCGCAAGUUCAUUAACAAGGUUAACUGUUGAAAAAUUCUCUAAUCAACACUCAUUCUUUGGUGAACCUUAUCACAAAUUCUUUUUUAUAAAAGUUAAAAAUUCUAAUGGAAAAGAAAUGGAAUCUACCGCACCAUCGUUUUUUUGUGCCGUUAAUCAUGAGUAUAAAGAAGAAGAAGCUCGCGCAUUGACUUUUGACCAGUAUCUCUCGGCACAACAAUCUUUGCUUACAGAUAUUGAUCGAAAAGCUGUUUGCUUUGAAUGCGAGGCUUCUUUUGAUGGACAUUUGGCAUGUGCAGUUGCUGAUUUUGAUUAUUUUUACGAGAACACUUUGGAUGAUUUGCGAAAAAUUCAAAGAGAUUUAAGAAUCCAAGCGUUUGGCUUAAAAAAUUUAUAA